Molecule: messenger RNA, 847 nt
Organism: Nanorana parkeri
Lineage: Eukaryota; Metazoa; Chordata; Amphibia; Anura; Dicroglossidae
Product: sepiapterin reductase-like
Exons: 3
Coding region: 45-839 (264 amino acids)
Biological process (GO): tetrahydrobiopterin biosynthetic process
Molecular function (GO): sepiapterin reductase (NADP+) activity
Source: RefSeq, a predicted model, not a curated record
GAGGAGGAUUGCAGGCAGUGCGUGUACUUUAUACUCGGCAGGAGAUGGAUGGGGAGCCGAGCUGCAGCCUGGGCACUGUGGUGUGUGUUAUCACAGGAGCCUCCCGGGGGCUUGGCAGGAGCCUGGCAUGGGAGCUGUGCCCCAGAGUGAUGCCAGGCUCUGCCCUACUGCUGGUGGCCCGCACAGAGCAGGCGCUGCGCGUGUUGGCGGAGGAGCUGACACUCCAGUACCCAGAGAUCAGAGUGAGAUGGGUGGCAGCAGAUCUGGGCACAGAGGACGGGGUGAGGAGGGCGGUGCAAGGCGCGCAGGAGCUGAACGGAGGGGACACGGCACAAAGGGUCCUCAUUAUCAACAAUGCAGGGUCUCUGGGCGAUAUCGACAAAUCAUUUGUGGACUUUACAGACCCUCUGGAGAUGGACAGAUAUUUCUCCUUCAACGUGUCAUCAGCGCUGUGCCUGACCUCGUCCCUGCUGAAGGUUUUCCAAGGACGUCCGGGGCUUCAGCGGCAUGUGGUCAAUGUCUCUUCUCUGGCUGCCAUUCAACCGUUCAAGUCUUGGACGCUGUACUGCGCCGGGAAGGCGGCUCGGGAGAUGAUGUUCAGAGUGCUGGCCGAGGAGGAGACGGACAUCCGCGUACUCAGCUACUCACCAGGGCCCUUGGAUAACGACAUGCAGGAGGAAGUACGGACCAAGACGAAGGAUCCGGAAUUGCGUCUUCAGUUCGCUAACAUGAAGAAAAGCGGCAAACUCAUCGACUGUCGCGUGUCUGCGCGCAAGAUGCUGGACGUCCUCCAGGCAGACGCCUACAAAUCUGGCGACCACGUGGACUUUUAUGAUUAACAUUAGCC